Molecule: messenger RNA, 306 nt
Organism: Auxenochlorella protothecoides
Lineage: Eukaryota; Viridiplantae; Chlorophyta; Trebouxiophyceae; Chlorellales; Chlorellaceae
Exons: 1
Coding region: 1-306 (101 amino acids)
Source: RefSeq, a predicted model, not a curated record
AUGCUGCAGCAGAGGAAGACAGACACCAUUAUCAUCUACCGCCACACACCCCACGCCGGCCAUGACGAGGACACCAGGCAGUGGCCCCGUCUGUCUCCCUGGUUGAUGGACAAGCUGGCGGAGCUCCUGAAGGCCAACUCGAGAUUCUCUACCAAGGACCUGACCCUCGUCAUCCAGGACAUCGUGAGGAGGGAGAUGGGCUGGCCCGAGCGGAAGAAGCUGCAGCCUGCGGUCUUCUUGGACCUCCUGCGCGACUUCCCGGACCGCUCCCGCGACUAUCACGCAAGCUACCAGGACAUAGCAUGA